Molecule: messenger RNA, 1407 nt
Organism: Naegleria gruberi
Lineage: Eukaryota; Heterolobosea; Eutetramitea; Acrasida; Naegleriidae
Exons: 4
Coding region: 15-1304 (429 amino acids)
Molecular function (GO): 2-oxoglutarate-dependent dioxygenase activity
Source: RefSeq, a predicted model, not a curated record
AUCUAGACCAAGACAUGGACAUUCCCUCUAUCUCUUCUCCUUCUUCAACUCAAGCAGCCUCCACAUUCCUAGGAUCUCUUCCCGAUCCUAAUGCAAUGACCAGAAAAUCAGUGCUGGCCAUUGUGAAAGGAAAAUUCACAUCUUGCACAAAACAUCUUCAGAGAACAAUAAUACAAAACGAAAGGACGAGGAAAUUUAUUCGAAAAUCGAAAGAAUUUAUUGAAUUUGCUGGCGAAUUUUCAAGAAAGGACUUGUUGGAGAUUGUGUGGAAAAAGUGGAAAUUGGCAGUUUUGUGUUUUUUAUUUGGAAUAUUAAUUGGAUUCUUCUUUUUGAGUCAUGACACAAGAGUUGAGGAGGAUUUGACAGAUGCCAGAAUGAAAAAUACUCUUUCAUUUCCUUUACCUGAUGGAUUUGAUGAAAAGAAAACGACACAGGAUAAUUUUGACCUGUUGAGACAUUUUUACUUGUCCUAUUCGAGACAUUUGUUGAAUUAUGAAGGCGGACAUUUGGAUGUUUUUGAUACAUCUGUGAAAUCAAUUAAGGAUAUUGAACCAUCACUAUUAUUUAAGAAUUUUACAUUGAAAAGUAAGCCAGUUGUUUUGAAAGAGUUUGGAAUUGGUUGGAGAGCUAAAAGAGAAUGGUACAAGGUUGACUAUUUGAAGAGUUACAAACAGGAGGAAAUGUACAGUGUAGAAAAGAACAAGAAUGGAAUUUUCCAUGAAUUGAAUAUUGAGAAUGCUAAAUUUGAAAUGAUGAAUUUCAAAAAAUUUGUGGAACAAUCAGUCAAAUACAAGUUGCUUCUCUCGGUUGACCUUUCAAAGUUACCACAUUUACAGCAUGACAUUCCAAAAUGGCCAACUGUUGUUUCAAAUGGUUUCUACACUCACAUCUCCACUCAUUCUCUCAUUACCACUGGAAAAACAACUAGAUUGUUAAAAUCGAAUAAUUACGAAACUAUUCAAUGCCAAAUCGUUGGAAAGUCUGAACUACUUUUAUUCGAUCCAUUCCAAGUUGAUUUACUUUAUCCACAUGAAAGUUAUCCUAAUCAUGUCCGAUUCAAUCCAUACAGUCCAGAUGAGAAGAAGUACCCUCUCUCUCGAUUUGCACGACCUCUCAAAACCCAAUUGAGUGAAGGUGAUUGUCUCUUUAUUCCAUCCUAUUGGUUCUAUUCAGUUCAAUCAAAUUCUGAUUUGGGAUCCAAUCAUCUCAAUCCAUCUGAUUUUAAUAUUGUUGUUGAAUAUUACUAUUCGACCAUUAGCAAUGCUCACAAAGUCUCAUAUGAAUCAAUUCUCAGAGGCCAAUAAUCAUUCUUGUAAUAUACUCUAUAUUUGGAAAUUUACCAAACCAUCCAAAUUUCCAAAAUAGACAAUUUCCAUUCCACCCCUAUAAAUUUCCAUUCAAAUUUCC